AUGGAUGAGGACAGAACUGGUAGCAGCAGCAGUAUUAGUAGCAGUAUGGAUAAGGACAGAACUGGUAGCAGCAGCAGUAUUAGUAGCAGUAUGGAUGAGGACAGAACUGGUAGCAGCAGCAGUAUUAGUAGCAGUAUGGAUGAGGACAGAACUGGUAGCAGCAGCAGUAUUAGUAGCAGUAUGGAUGAGGACAGAACUGGUAGCAGCAGCAGUAUUAGUAGCAGUAUGGAUGAGGACAGAACUGGUAGCAGCAGCAUUAUUAGUAGCAGUAUGGAUGAGGACAGAACUGGUAGCAGCAGCAGUAUUAGUAGCAGUAUGGAUGAGGACAGAACUGGUAGCAGCAGCAGUAUUAGUAGCAGUAUGGAUGAGGACAGAACUGGUAGCAGCAGCAGUAAUAGUAGCAGUAUGGAUAAGGACAGAACUGGUAGCAGCAGCAGUAUUAGUAGCAGUAUGGAUGAGGACAGAACUGGUAGCAGCAGCAGUAUUAGUAGCAGUAUGGAUGAGGACAGAACUGGUAGCAGCAGCAGUAUUAGUAGCAGUAUGGAUGAGGACAGAACUGGUAGCAGCAGCAGUAUUAGUAGCAGUAUGGAUGAGGACAGAACUGGUAGCAGCAGCAGUAUUAGUAGCAGUAUGGAUGAGGACAGAACUGGUAGCAGCAGCAGUAUUAGUAGCAGUAUGGAUGAGGACAGAACUGGUAGCAGCAGCAGUAUUAGUAGCAGUAUGGAUGAGGACAGAACUGGUAGCAGCAGCAGUAUUAGUAGCAGUAUGGAUGAGGACAGAACUGGUAGCAGCAGCAGUAUUAGUAGCAGUAUGGAUGAGGACAGAACUGGUAGCAGCAGCAGUAUUAGUAGCAGUAUGGAUGAGGACAGAACUGGUAGCAGCAGCAGUAUUAGUAGCAGUAUGGAUGAGGACAGAACUGGUAGCAGCAGCAGUAUUAGUAGCAGUAUGGAUGAGGACAGAACUGGUAGCAGCAGCAGUAUUAGUAGCAGUAUGGAUGAGGACAGAACUGGUAGCAGCAGCAGUAUUAGUAGCAGUAUGGAUGAGGACAGAACUGGUAGCAGCAGCAGUAUUAGUAGCAGUAUGGAUGAGGACAGAACUGGUAGCAGCAGCAGUAUUAGUAGCAGUAUGGAUGAGGACAGAACUGGUAGCAGCAGCAGUAUUAGUAGCAGUAUGGAUGAGGACAGAACUGGUAGCAGCAGCAGUAAUAGUAGCAGUAUGGAUAAGGACAGAACUGGUAGCAGCAGCAGUAUUAGUAGCAGUAUGGAUGAGGACAGAACUGGUAGCAGCAGCAGUAUUAGUAGCAGUAUGGAUAAGGACAGAACUGGUAGCAGCAGCAGUAUUAGUAGCAGUAUGGAUGAGGACAGAACUGGUAGCAGCAGCAGUAUUAGUAGCAGUAUGGAUGAGGACAGAACUGGUAGCAGCAGCAGUAUUAGUAGCAGUAUGGAUGAGGACAGAACUGGUAGCAGCAGCAUUAUUAGUAGCAGUAUGGAUGAGGACAGAACUGGUAGCAGCAGCAUUAUUAGUAGCAGUAUGGAUGAGGACAGAACUGGUAGCAGCAGCAGUAUUAGUAGCAGUAUGGAUGAGGACAGAACUGGUAGCAGCAGCAGUAUUAGUAGCAGUAUGGAUGAGGACAGAACUGGUAGCAGCAGCAUUAUUAGUAGCAGUAUGGAUGAGGACAGAACUGGUAGCAGCAGCAUUAUUAGUAGCAGUAUGGAUAAGGACAUAACUGGUAGCAGCAGCAGUAUUAGUAGCAGUAUGGAUGAGGACAGAACUGGUAGCAGCAGCAUUAUUAGUAGCAGUAUGGAUGAGGACAGAACUGCCCAACUGGACCUAGGCAAAGCUGUGUAA
Molecule: messenger RNA, 1848 nt
Organism: Salvelinus namaycush (lake trout)
Lineage: Eukaryota; Metazoa; Chordata; Actinopteri; Salmoniformes; Salmonidae
Product: serine-rich adhesin for platelets-like
Exons: 2
Coding region: 1-1848 (615 amino acids)
Source: RefSeq, a predicted model, not a curated record